ACAACCAGAUCACCUACAGCAUUGUCAAUGCCUCCGCCUUCGGCAGCUACUUCGACAUUAGCGUCUAUGAAGGCUAUGGUGUGAUCAGCGUGAGCCGCCCCCUGGAUUAUGAACAGAUACCCAAUGGACUGAUUUAUCUGACCAUCAUGGCCAAGGACGCCGGCAACCCCCCUCUGAACAGCACUGUCUCUGUCACCAUUGAGGUGUUUGAUGAGAAUGACAACCCUCCCACCUUCAGCAAGCCUGCCUACUUCGUCUCUGUGGUGGAGAACAUCAUGGCAGGAGCCACCGUGUUGUUCCUGAAUGCCACAGACCUGGACCGCUCCCGGGAGUACGGCCAGGAGUCCAUCAUCUACUCCUUGGAGGGCUCUUCCCAGUUCCGGAUCAAUGCCCGCUCAGGUGAAAUCACCACCACCUCCCUGCUGGACCGUGAGACCAAGUCUGAGUACAUCCUCAUCGUCCGGGCAGUGGACGGGGGCGUGGGCCACAACCAGAAAACUGGCAUCGCCACUGUGAACAUCACCCUCCUGGACAUCAAUGACAACCACCCCACCUGGAAGGACGCUCCCUACUACAUCAACCUGGUGGAGAUGACCCCUCCAGACUCUGAUGUGACCACGGUGGUGGCCGUGGAUCCAGACAUGGGGGAGAACGGCACCCUGGUAUAUAGCAUCCAGCCACCCAACAAGUUCUACAGCCUCAACAGCAGCACAGGCAAGAUCCGCACCACCCACGUCAUGCUGGACCGGGAGAACCCCGACCCCCACGAGGCGGAGCUGAUGCGCAAAAUCGUCAUCUCUGUCGCCGACUGUGGCGCACCCCCUCUGAAAGCCACCAGCAGUGCCACAGUGUUCGUGAACCUCUUGGACCUCAAUGACAAUGACCCCACCUUUCAGAACCUGCCUGUUGUGGCCGAGGUGCUUGAAGGUACCCCUGCAGGGGUCUCUGUCUACCAGGUGGUGGCCAUCGACCUGGACGAGGGCCUGAAUGGACUGGUGUCCUACCGCAUGCAGGUGGGCAUGCCCCGCAUGGACUUCGUCAUCAACAGCAGCAGCGGCGUGGUGGUCACCACCACUGAGCUGGACCGUGAGCGCAUCGCCGAGUACCAGCUGCGUGUGGUGGCCAGUGAUGCAGGCACGCCCACCAAGAGCUCCACCAGCACACUCACCAUUCGAGUGCUGGAUGUGAAUGACGAGACACCCACCUUCUUCCCUGCUGUGUACAAUGUCUCCGUGUCGGAGGACGUGCCACGGGAGUUCCGGGUGGUCUGGCUGAACUGUACGGACCACGACGUGGGCCUCAACGCUGAGCUGAGUUACUUCAUCACAGGUGGAAACGUGGAUGGGAAGUUCAGUGUUGGCUACCGCGAUGCCACAGUGAGAACGGUGGUGAACCUGGACCGAGAGACCACAGCCACGUACACGCUCGUUCUGGAGGCCAUCGACAAUGGCCCCGUGGGCAAGCGGCGCACGGGCACGGCUACCGUGUUUGUCACCGUCCUGGAUGUGAAUGACAACCGGCCCAUCUUUCUGCAAAGCAGCUACGAGGCCAGCGUCCCUGAGGACAUCCGUGAGGGCCACAGCAUCGUGCAGCUAAAAGCCACAGAUGCAGACGAGGGCGAGUUUGGGCGUGUGUGGUACCGCAUCCUUCACGGUAAUCAUGGCAACAACUUCCGGAUCCACGUCAGCAAUGGGCUCCUCAUGCGAGGGCCCCGGCCCCUGGACCGGGAGCGGAACUCAUCACACGUUCUUAUAGUGGAGGCCUACAACCACGACCUGGGCCCCAUGCGGAGCUCCGUCAGGGUGAUUGUGUACGUGGAGGAUGUCAACGAUGAGGCCCCGGUGUUCACGCAGCAGCAGUACAGCCGCCUGGGGCUUCGCGAGACAGCGGGCAUUGGCACGUCAGUCAUCGUCGUCCGAGCCACGGACCGAGACACGGGGGACGGUGGCCUGGUGAACUACCGCAUCCUGUCGGGCGCUGAGGGGAAGUUUGAGAUUGAUGAGAGCACGGGGCUUAUUAUCACCGUGGAUUACCUGGACUACGAGACCAAGACCAGCUACCUGAUGAACGUGUCCGCCACUGACCAGGCUCUCCCCUUCAACCAGGGCUUCUGCAGCGUGUACAUCACUCUGCUCAACGAGCUGGAUGAGGCUGUGCAAUUCUCCAACGCCUCCUACGAGGCUGCCAUCUGGGAGAAUCUGGCACUGGGCACCGAGAUUGUGCGUGUCCAGGCCUACUCCAUUGACAACCUCAACCAGAUCACCUACCACUUUGAUGCCUACACCAGCGCCCAGGCCAAAGCGCUCUUCAAGAUAGAUGCCAUCACGGGUGUGAUCACGGUCAAGGGCCUGGUGGAUCGGGAGAAAGGUGACUUCUACACCUUGACGGUGGUGGCAGACGACGGCGGCCCCAAGGUGGACUCCACCGUGAAGGUCUACAUUACUGUGCUGGACGAGAAUGACAACAGCCCCCGGUUCGACUUCACCUCUGACUCGGCGAUCAGUGUGCCUGAGGACUGCCCCGUGGGCCAGCGCGUGGCCACUGUCAAGGCCCGGGACCCAGACGCUGGCAGCAACGGGCAGGUGUUCUUUUCCCUGGCCUCUGGUAACAUCGCUGGGGCCUUUGAGAUCGUCACCACCAACGACUCGAUUGGCGAAAUAUUUGUGGCCAGACCUCUGGACAGAGAAGAGCUGGACCGCUACAUCCUCAAGGUUGUGGCGUCCGACCGUGGCACCCCUCCACGGAAGAAGGACCACAUCCUGCAGGUGACCAUCCUGGACAUCAAUGACAACCCUCCAGUGAUCGAGAGCCCCUUUGGAUACAAUGUCAGCGUCAACGAGAACGUGGGCGGGGGCACUGCUGUGGUCCAGGUGAGAGCCACCGACCGUGACAUCGGCAUCAACAGCGUCCUGUCCUACUAUAUCACCGGGGGCAAUGAGGACAUGACCUUUCGCAUGGACCGCAUCAGUGGCGAGAUCGCCACUCGUCCCGCCCCACCUGACCGCGAGCGUCAGAGCUUCUACCACCUGGUGGUCACCGUGGAGGACGAGGGCACCCCUACCCUAUCGGCCACCACCCACGUGUAUGUGACCAUCGUGGAUGAGAACGAUAACGCACCCGUGUUCCAGCAGCCCCACUACGAGAUCUUACUGGAUGAGGGCCCGGACACAAUCAACACCAGCCUCAUCACCAUCCAGGCCCUGGAUCUAGAUGAAGGACCCAACGGCACAGUUACCUAUGCCAUCGUGGCAGGCAACAUCAUCAACACCUUUCGUAUCAACAGACACACGGGCAUCAUCCGUGCUGCCAAGGAGCUGGACUAUGAGAUCAGCCAUGGCCGCUACACCCUGAUUGUCACUGCCACGGACCAGUGUCCCCUCCUGUCACAUCGCCUCACUUCUACCACCACGGUGCUUGUGAACGUGAAUGACAUCAACGAUAACGUGCCCACCUUCCCCCGAGACUACGAGGGGCCAUUUGACGUCACUGAGGGCCAGCCAGGACCCAGAGUGUGGACCUUCCUAGCCCAUGACCAGGACUCGGGCCCCAGUGGGCAGGUGGAGUACAGCAUCGUGGAUGGAGACCCUCUGGGGGAGUUUCUGAUCUCUCCCGUGGAGGGGGUGCUGCGGGUCCGGAAGGAUGUGGAGCUGGACCGGGAGGCCAUUGCUUUCUACAACCUGACCAUCUGUGCCCGAGACAGAGGGGUGCCCCCGCUCAGCUCCACGAUGCUGGUGGGGAUCCGGGUGCUGGACAUUAACGACAACGACCCUGUGCUGCUCAACCUGCCCAUGAACGUCACCAUCAGUGAGAACACCCCUGUCUCCAGCUUCGUUGCUCAUAUCCUGGCCAGCGAUGCUGACAGCGGGUGCAACGCCCUCCUCACCUUCAACAUCACUGCAGGCAACCGAGAGCGGGCCUUCUCCAUCAAUGCCACGACAGGGAUCAUCAGAGUGAACCGGCCCCUGGACCGCGAGCGGAUCCCGGAGUACAGGCUGACCAUCUCCGUGAAGGACAAUCCAGAGAACCCACGCAUAGCUAGGAGGGAUUUUGACUUGCUGCUUAUCUUUCUUGCGGACGAGAAUGACAACCACCCCCUCUUUACUGAGAGCACCUACCUGGCGGAGGUGAUGGAGAACUCUCCUGCUGGGACCUCCCUGACGGUGCUCAAUGGGCCCAUCCUGGCCCUGGAUGCAGACCUGGAUGUCUACGCUGUGGUGACCUACCAGCUGCUGGGCGCCCAGAGCAGGCUCUUUGAUAUUGACAACAGCACCGGUGUGGUGACAGUGAGGUCAGGUAUCGUCAUUGACCGGGAGGCCUUCUCACCCCCGGUCCUGGAGCUGCUGCUGCUGGCUGAGGACAUCGGGCUGCUCAACAGCACCGCCGACCUGCUCGUCACCAUCCUGGACGACAAUGACAACUGGCCCACCUUUAGCCCUGCCGCUGUCACCGUCCACCUGCUGGAGAACUGCCCACCAGGAUUCUCAGUCCUUCAGAUCACAGCCACAGACGAGGACAGUGGCCUCAACGGGGAGCUGAUCUACCGAAUAGAAGCUGGGGCUCAGGACCGCUUCACCAUCCACCCGGUCACCGGCAUCGUCCGCGUCGGCAAUGCCACCAUCGACAGGGAGGAGCAGGAAUCAUACAGGCUGACAGUAGUGGCCACCGACCGGGGCACCGUCCCUCUCUCGGGCACAGCCAUCAUCACUAUCCUUAUCGACGACAUCAACGACUCCCGCCCCGAGUUCCUCAACCCCAUCCAGACGGUGAGCGUGCUGGAGUCAGCUGAGCCGGGCACUGUCAUUGCCAACGUCACCGCCGUUGACCGUGACCUCAAUCCUAAGCUGGAGUACCACAUCAUCGGCAUCGUGGCCAAGGACGACACUGACCGCCUGGUGCCUGACCAGGAGGACGCCUUUGCUGUGAAUAUCAACACAGGGUCUGUAAUGGUGAAAUCUCCUCUGAACCGGGAGCUGGUUGCCACCUAUGAGGUCACUCUCUCUGUGAUCGACAACGCCAGCGACCUACCAGAGCGCUCCGUCAGUGUGCCGAACGCCAAGCUGACGGUCAACAUCCUGGACGUCAAUGACAAUACACCCCAGUUCAAGCCCUUCGGGAUCACCUACUACACAGAGCGGAUCCUGGAGGGGGCCACUCCAGGCACCACGCUCAUCGCUGUGGCAGCUGUGGAUCCCGACAAGGGUCUCAAUGGGCUGAUCACCUAUACCCUGCUGAACCUGAUGCCCCCGGGCUAUGUCCAGCUGGAAGACUCCUCAGCAGGGAAGGUCAUUGCCAACCAGACAGUGGACUAUGAGGAACUGCACUGGCUCAACUUCACCGUGAGGGCCUCGGACAAUGGGUCCCCACCCCGGGCAGCUGAGAUCCCUGUCUACCUGGAGAUUGUGGACAUCAAUGACAACAACCCCAUCUUUGACCAGCUGUCCUACCAGGAAGCUGUCUUUGAGGAUGUUCCUGUGGGCACAGUCGUCCUGACGGUCACUGCUACUGACGCUGACUCGGGCAACUUCGCCCUCAUUGAGUACAGCCUUGUGGAUGGUGAGGGCAAGUUUGCCAUCAGCCCCACCACACCGGGUUUCUCUCCUUCUUCUUGGCAAGAAGAGNGCCGGCCACAGUUCUCCAAGCUCCAGUUCAGCACGAGCGUGUACGAGAAUGAGCCAGCAGGCACCUCUGUCAUCACCAUGAUGGCCACCGACCAGGAUGAGGGCUCCAAUGCGGAGUUGGCCUACUCACUUGAGGGCCCCGGCGUGGAGGCCUUCCACGUGGACAUGGACUCGGGCCUGGUGACCACAAAGCGGCCACUGCAGUCCUACGAGAGGUUCAACCUGACCGUAGUGGCCACAGAUGGCGGGCAGCCCCCGCUCUGGGGCACCACCAUGCUCCUGGUGGAGGUCAUCGACGUCAAUGACAACCGCCCUGUCUUUGUGCGCCCACCCAAUGGCACUAUCCUCCACAUCAGAGAGGAGAUCCCACUGCGUUCCAACGUGUACGAAGUCUACGCCACGGACAAGGACGAGGGCCUCAACGGGGCCGUGCGCUACAGCUUCCUAAAGACCGCAGGCAACCGGGACUGGGAGUACUUCACCAUCGACCCAGUCAGUGGCCUCAUCCAGACCGCGCAGCGCCUGGACCGGGAGAAGCAGGCAGUGUACAGCCUCAUCCUGGUGGCCAGUGACUUGGGCCAGCCAGUGCCCUAUGAGACCAUGCAGCCGCUGCAGGUGGCCCUGGAGGACAUCGACGACAACGAACCCCUCUUCGUGAGGCCGCCAAAAGGCAGCCCCCAGUACCAGUUGCUGACGGUGCCCGAGCACUCACCCCAUGGCACCCUUGUGGGCAACGUGACAGGCGCUGUGGAUGCAGACGAGGGCUCCAACGCCAUCGUGUACUACUUCAUCGCAGCCGGCAACGAAGAGAAGAACUUCCAGCUGCAGCCCGACGGGCGUCUGCUGGUGCUGAGAGACCUGGACAGGGAGCGUGAAGCCGUCUUCUCCUUCAUCGUCAAGGCUUCAAGCAAUCGAAGCUGGACACCUCCCCGCAGGCCCUCCCCAGCCCUUGACCUGGUCACUGACCUCACCCUGCAGGAAGUGCGUGUCGUGCUGGAGGACAUCAACGAUCAGCCGCCACGCUUCACCAAGGCUGAGUACACUGCAGGAGUGGCCACUGACGCCAAAGUGGGCUCAGAGUUGAUCCAGGUGCUGGCCCUGGACGCAGACAUUGGCAACAACAGUCUUGUCUUCUAUAGCAUCCUGGCCAUCCAUUACUUCCAGGCCCUGGCCAAUGACUCUGAGGACGUGGGCCAGGUCUUCACGAUGGGGAGUGUGGAUGGCAUCCUGCGCACCUUCGACCUCUUCAUGGCCUACAGCCCCGGUUACUUUGUGGUGGACAUCGUGGCCCGGGACCUGGCGGGCCACAAUGACACGGCUGUCAUCGGCAUCUAUAUCCUGAGGGACGACCAGCGGGUCAAGAUCGUCAUUAACGAGAUCCCUGACCGCGUGCGUGGCUUUGAGGAGGAGUUCAUCCACCUGCUCUCCAACAUCACCGGUGCCAUUGUCAACACCGAUGAUGUGCAGUUCCACGUGGACAAGAAGGGUCGGGUGAACUUCGCACAGACGGAGCUGCUCAUCCACGUGGUGAACCGCGACACCAACCGCAUCCUGGACGUGGACCGGGUGAUCCAGAUGAUCGACGAAAACAAGGAGCAACUGAGGAAUCUGUUCCGGAACUACAACGUCCUGGACGUGCAGCCCGCCAUCUCUGUCCGCCUGCCCGAUGACAUGUCCGCCCUGCAGAUGGCGAUCAUUGUCCUGGCCAUUCUCCUCUUCUUGGCUGCCAUGCUCUUCAUCCUCAUGAACUGGUACUACAGGACCGUACACAAGAGGAAGCUCAAAGCCAUCGUGGCUGGCUCCGCAGGGAAUCGUGGCUUCAUUGACAUCAUGGACAUGCCCAACACUAACAAGUAUUCCUUCGAUGGGGCCAACCCUGUGUGGCUGGAUCCUUUCUGCCGGAACCUGGAGCUGGCCGCCCAGGCUGAGCACGAGGAUGACUUGCCGGAGAACCUGAGUGAGAUCGCUGACCUGUGGAACAGCCCCACCCGCACCCAUGGAACUUUCGGGCGUGAACCAGCGGCGGUCAAGCCUGACGACGACCGGUACCUGCGGGCUGCCAUCCAGGAGUAUGAUAACAUUGCCAAGCUGGGCCAGAUCAUUCGGGAGGGGCCCAUCAAGGGCUCGCUGCUGAAGGUGGUCCUGGAGGAUUACCUGCGGCUCAAAAAGCUCUUUGCACAGCGGAUGGUGCAAAAAGCCUCCUCCUGCCACUCCUCCAUCUCCGAGCUGAUCCAGACAGAGCUGGAAGAGGAGCCAGGGGAGCGCAGCCCCGGCCAGGGCAGCCUGCGUUUCUGCCACAAGCCGCCUACCGAGCUCAGAGGGCCAGACGGGAUCCACGUGAUGCACGGGAGCACGGGCACGCUGCUGGCCACAGACCUCAACAGCCUGCCCGAGGAUGACCAGAAGGGCCUGGGCCGCUCCCUGGAGACGCUGACGACGGCCGAGGCCAGCGCCUUUGAGCGCAAUGCCCGCACAGAGUCCGCCAAAUCCACACCCCUGCACAAGCUUCGUGACGUGAUCAUGGAGAGCCCCCUGGAGAUCACGGAGCUGUGACUAGAUGGGGGGAGCCCACCUGGUAUGAGCAGCCCAGCCCCUCCAGAGGCCAGAGCAGGAGCAGGACCUCCAGGGUGUGGGCCCCUCCGGGGGCAGCUCUGGGCACACAACCUUGGGCUGGCCCAGCAGCAGGGCCUGCCUCAGCUGCUCAGACUCCACUUCUGCCAGACGCUCAUUCAGCCAUCUGAUCUCUACCUUCAUAAAAUGUUAUUUUUUUAAGAAAACCAAACAAAUGGCAAGCAUCUAAGGAUGAGGUAAGGAGGGUCACCGAGAGCCCAGGAGUCUGAGGUCCAACUCAGCCCAGGCUGAGCUGAAAGAGGCCAAGCCGGCCCACUCCCCCCAACCCUAGCCCCACUGCACAGGAGCCCAGCACUGGGGAGGGAGCCCAGGGCAGGUGUGCCCUGCCUGGCCUUGACUCUUGGACUCCAGUUCAAGUCCCAGCACAUUUCUGCCACUUCCCUGACUGGACAUGCAGGUGGGGGCAGUGAGUCCUCCCUGUCUCCCCACACGGACACAGUCAAUGUCAGCAAACAGCAUUCUCUCCAUUUCACUGGCUUCCCAAACAUCUCCAUUUCACUGGCUUCCCAAACAUUCCUGGCUCAUAAAGAGAAAAAUGACUGAUGUUCCCUUGGGUUUUGAAUGUAGAAUGUUUGUGUGUAUCCCCCUUUGAAACUAAGUUAUUCCCUCAAUAUUUUCCCCUUGGUUUUGUUCAAUUGGUACGCACUGAAUGUCUCUGGAAUGGUCUGAAUUUUAAAAAGAAAAGCAACU
This is a messenger RNA of Odocoileus virginianus texanus, 8939 nucleotides long. Lineage: Eukaryota; Metazoa; Chordata; Mammalia; Artiodactyla; Cervidae. The record is from RefSeq and is a predicted model, not a curated record.